This is a messenger RNA of Nylanderia fulva, 1185 nucleotides long. RefSeq lists its product as uncharacterized. NCBI's taxonomy places the organism in Eukaryota, Metazoa, Arthropoda, Insecta, Hymenoptera, Formicidae. The record is from RefSeq and is a predicted model, not a curated record. Gene Ontology annotation, molecular function: catalytic activity.
AUGAUUAGAGCGCUGCAAAUCAAUCUCAAUCACUGUGAGAUUGCCCAAGACCUACUUAUGCAAACUGCACGAGAGCUAAAGUUAGAUAUAGUUCUAAUCUCAGAACCCUAUAAGCAGCUCAGUAGCCUAAACUGGAUCACCGAUGUGCAUGAAAAAGCUACCAUCUGGGCAUGUGGCACGACACCUCUCCAGGGUAGCCAAAGAAAGGGCUCCGGAUUUAUAAGAGCCAAAUUCGAGGGCAUACAAUUUUACAGUUGUUAUGCACCACCUAGCCUAACACAGGAAGAGUUUGCUGAGUUCCUGGACCAAUUAGUGGAAGAUGCCCGAAUGUACUCUCCUGUAGCCAUUGCUGGAGAUUUUAACGCAUGGGCUGUAGACUGGGGUAGUAAAGCGACCAAUACGAGAGGCUGCCUGCUUUUGGAGGCGAUGUCGCUACUGGACGUCGUCUUACUCAAUACAGGCGAUAAGCCCACGUUCAUAAAAGACGAGGCGAGUUCAAUUGUUGAUCUGACUUUUGUUAGCAGUACACUGGCAAGAGGAAGUAACAGUUGGGGGGUCUCCGAUAUUUACACCGCUAGCGACCACUGUGCCAUAUACUGGGAGGUAUCACCUAAUAAAUUGUAUGCAAAUAGAGUACAAGUACCAUGUACAAGAGCUAAUCCAGUGGGCUGGAGAACUAGCACGUAUGAUCCCGGCCUGUUCAAGAUAGCACUUGAAGAUCGACCGUUGCUGGGCAAAAGCGCAAGUGAAAAGGCAACUGAAAUCACAUUGAGACUGACUAAGGCCUGCGAUGCAACAAUGCCACGGCGACACAGUAACAAGCGAUUUCUACCGGUGUACUGGUGGAAUGAAAACAUCUCUGAGCUGAGGAUAAAAUGUGUAAAGGCUCGCAGAACGGCUCAACGGGCUCGGAAAACGCCACUAUUUGAGCAGCUUUACAACCAGUAUAAAGAAGCACGGUUAAAAUUAAAUAAAGCCAUUAAAGAGAGCAAGAGAAACACAUGGACCAUGCUAUUGGAAGAGGUUGAGAAGGACCCAUGGGGCAGGCCAUACCAGAUUGUCGUUAAGCAACUGAGACAAGAAAAAUCAACGCCCACCUGUCCUAUUCUACUGCGAAAAAUUGUAAGUGUCUUAUUCCCGACGCAACCAAAAUCCUCCUUCCAACUUGGGGUUGAGGAAUCAUAA